AUGGCCUCUUCUGAUGCUGAGUACCGGUGCUUCGUCGGUGGCCUUGCCUGGACCACUGACAGCAAUGGCCUUGCCAACGCCUUCUCUACUUACGGCGAUGUUACCGAUUCCAAGGUUAUUUUGGAUCGUGAUACUGGACGAUCAAGAGGUUUUGGAUUUGUGACGUUUGCUGCGGAACAAUCUAUGAGAGAUGCGAUUGAAGGGAUGAACGGUCAGGAUGUUGAUGGUCGUAAUAUUACCGUGAAUGAAGCUCAGUCACGUAGUAGAGGAGGAGGAGGCGGAGGUGGUGGUGGUUAUGGCGGAGGUGGUGGUUAUGGUGGAGGUGGUCGCCGUGAAGGUGGAUACAACAGAAACGGUGGAGGAUAUGGCGGUGGAGGAGGUGGUUAUGGUGGUGGAGGAAAUGAUGGCGGAAGAGAUCGUGGCUAUGGAGGCGGCGGCGGUGAUAGAUAUGGCGGUGGAGGCGGCGGUGGUGAUAGAUAUGGUGGCAGCGGUGGUGGUGGCUACUCUCGUGGUGGUGGCAGUGGUGGAAACUGGAGGGAUUAG
Molecule: messenger RNA, 543 nt
Organism: Lathyrus sativus (Indian pea)
Lineage: Eukaryota; Viridiplantae; Streptophyta; Magnoliopsida; Fabales; Fabaceae
Source: the annotation of a GenBank genome assembly